AUGUGGAUACCUACGGAGCACGAGAAAUACGGCGUCGUUAUUGCCAGUUUUCGAGGAACUGUGCCAUAUGGUCUGUCAUUGGAAAUUGGAGAUACAGUUCAGAUCCUGGAGAAGUGCGAUGGCUGGUACAGAGGCUUUGCCUUAAAAAACCCGAAUAUCAAGGGUAUAUUUCCUUCCAGCUAUGUUCACUUGAAAAAUGCCUGUGUAAAGAACAAAGGACAAUUUGAAAUGGUUAUUCCCACUGAAGACUCUGUGAUCACAGAAAUGACAUCAACAUUAAGAGACUGGGGAACUAUGUGGAAACAACUUUAUGUGAGAAAUGAAGGUGAUCUCUUCCACCGACUGUGGCACAUCAUGAAUGAAAUCCUGGAUCUGCGGCGGCAGGUGUUGGUGGGGCACCUCACCCAUGACCGGAUGAAGGACGUGAAGCGCCACAUCACCGCCCGCCUGGACUGGGGCAACGAACAACUGGGACUGGACCUGGUACCUAGGAAAGAGUAUGCAAUGGUGGAUCCAGAGGACAUCAGCAUUACUGAGCUCUACCGAUUGAUGGAGCAUCGACAUCGGAAGAAAGAUACCCCAGUGCAGGCCAGCAGUCACCACCUCUUUGUGCAGAUGAAGAGUCUCAUGUGUUCCAACCUGGGAGAGGAGCUUGAGGUCAUCUUUUCACUGUUUGACAGUAAAGAGAAUCGACCAAUCAGUGAGAGAUUUUUCUUGAGGCUAAAUAGAAACGGGCUUCCCAAAGCCCCAGAUAAACCAGAACGACACUGCUCUCUCUUCGUGGACUUGGGUAGCAGCGAGCUCAGAAAGGACAUCUAUAUCACUGUGCACAUCAUCCGAAUCGGUCGAAUGGGGGCAGGAGAAAAAAAGAAUGCCUGUAGUGUCCAGUACCGGCGACCCUUUGGCUGUGCAGUUCUUAGUAUUGCUGACCUGCUGACGGGAGAGACGAAAGAUGACCUCAUCCUGAAAGUGUACAUGUGUAAUACAGAGAGUGAGUGGUAUCAGAUCCACGAGAACAUCAUCAAGAAGUUGAACGCGCGUUAUAAUUUGACUGGCUCCAAUGCGGGUUUAGCUGUUUCUUUACAACUCUUGCAUGGAGACAUUGAACAAAUCAGAAGGGAAUACUCAUCAGUAUUUUCUCAUGGAGUAUCCAUCACCAGGAAGUUGGGUUUUUCUAAUAUUAUUAUGCCUGGUGAAAUGCGGAAUGAUUUAUAUAUCACUAUAGAAAGGGGAGAAUUUGAGAAAGGAGGAAAGAGUGUGGCCAGAAACGUGGAAGUUACGAUGUUCAUUGUAGAGAGUAGUGGCCAGACCCUGAAGGACUUUAUAUCCUUCGGCUCUGGAGAGCCACCGGCUAGCGAGUACCACUCCUUUGUUCUUUAUCAUAACAACAGCCCCAGGUGGUCCGAGCUGCUGAAACUUCCUAUCCCCGUGGAUAAAUUCAGGGGUGCGCACAUCCGCUUCGAGUUCCGGCAUUGUUCCACAAAGGAGAAAGGAGAGAAGAAAUUGUUUGGCUUCUCCUUUGUUCCCCUGAUGCAGGAAGAUGGUAGGACACUUCCAGAUGGCACGCACGAGCUCAUUGUGCAUAAGUGUGAAGAAAACACAAAUCUUCAGGAUACCACCCGCUACCUCAAACUUCCUUUUUCCAAGGGCAUUCUCCUUGGGAAUAAUAAUCAAGCCACGAAGGCCACAAAGGAGUCUUUUUGGAUAACAUCUUUUCUCUGUUCCACAAAACUGACACAAAAUGGUGAUAUGCUUGAUCUUUUGAAAUGGAGAACCCACCCAGACAAGAUCACAGGCUGUCUCUCUAAAUUAAAAGAAAUUGAUGGCUCCGAGAUAGUAAAGUUUCUGCAAGAUACACUGGAUACCUUAUUUGGAAUUUUAGAUGAAAAUUCCCAAAAAUAUGGGUCUAAAGUGUUUGAUUCAUUGGUUCACAUAAUCAAUUUGCUGCAAGAUAGCAAAUUUCAUCAUUUUAAACCUGUAAUGGACACUUACAUCGAGAGUCAUUUUGCUGGGGCACUUGCAUACAGAGAUCUCAUCAAAGUACUCAAGUGGUAUGUGGACCGGAUCACAGAAGCAGAGAGACAAGAGCACAUCCAAGAGGUGUUGAAGGCCCAAGAAUAUAUUUUUAAGUAUAUUGUUCAGUCUCGAAGGCUGUUUUCCCUUGCCACCGGAGGACAGAAUGAGGAGGAAUUUCGCUGCUGUAUUCAGGAGCUGCUCAUGUCAGUUCGUUUUUUUCUUUCACAAGAAAGCAAAGGAUCUGGAGCAUUAUCUCAAUCACAGGCUGUGUUUCUGAGCUCCUUCCCAGCUGUGUAUUCGGAGCUGCUGAAGCUCUUUGACGUCCGGGAGGUGGCCAACUUGGUCCAGGACACCCUGGGCAGUCUGCCGACGAUAGUGCACGUGGAUGACGCCCUGCAGGCUGUUAAACUGCAGUGCAUUGGCAAGACCGUGGAAAGCCAGCUCUAUACCAACCCAGAUUCCCGGUAUAUUCUUUUACCUGUCGUGCUACAUCACCUCCACAUGCACUUGCAAGAACAGAAGGACCUGAUCAUGUGUGCACGGAUCCUUAGCAAUGUAUUUUGUCUCAUCAAGAAAAAUAGCUCAGAAAAAUCUGUGCUGGAGGAAAUAGAUGUGAUAGUGGCUAGCCUGCUGGACAUCCUGCUGAGAACCAUCUUGGAGAUCACCAGUCGUCCGCAGCCAUCUGGCUCCACCAUGAGGCUUCAGUUUCAGGAUGUCACGGGGGAGUUUGUUGCUUGUCUCCUGUCCCUAUUACGGCAAAUGACAGAUAGACAUUAUCAGCAGCUUCUUGAUAGUUUCAAUACAAAAGAAGAACUAAGGGAUUUCCUGCUGCAGAUAUUUACUGUGUUCCGAAUAUUGAUACGCCCAGAGAUGUUUCCAAAGGACUGGACUGUCAUGCGCUUGGUGGCUAACAACGUCAUUAUUACAACAGUUCUGUACCUGUCAGAUGCACUUCGGAAGAACUUCUUAAAUGAAAACUUUGAUUAUAAGAUCUGGGAUUCCUACUUUUACCUUGCGGUCAUUUUUAUAAACCAGUUGUGUCUGCAGUUAGAGAUGUUUACACCUUCCAAAAAGAAAAAGGUAUUAGAAAAAUAUGGUGACAUGCGGGUAACAAUGGGUUGUGAAAUUUUCAGCAUGUGGCAAAAUCUAGGAGAGCACAAGCUCCAUUUCAUCCCUGCCCUGAUCGGCCCCUUCCUGGAAGUAACCUUGAUACCCCAGCCAGAUCUCCGCAAUGUCAUGAUUCCUAUUUUCCACGAUAUGAUGGACUGGGAGCAGAGGCGGAGUGGCAAUUUUAAACAGGUGGAAGCCAAGCUCAUUGACAAACUGGACAGCCUGAUGUCCGAAGGCAAAGGCGAUGAAACCUACCGUGAGCUCUUCAACAGUAUAAUUCCACUCUUUGGUCCCUAUCCUAGUCUACUAAAGAAAAUUGAGCGGGAAACAUGGAGAGAAAGUGGUGUUUCCUUAAUCGCCACUGUAACUCGGCUGAUGGAGAGGUUGUUAGAUUACAGGGACUGCAUGAAAAUGGGCGAGGUAGAUGGCAAAAAGAUUGGCUGCACCGUGAGCCUCCUGAACUUCUAUAAGACUGAACUGAACAAGGAGGAGAUGUAUAUACGCUACAUCCACAAACUCUAUGAUCUGCACCUCAAAGCACAGAAUUUCACAGAGGCUGCGUAUACGCUGUUGUUAUAUGAUGAGCUGCUGGAAUGGUCUGACCGGCCCCUCCGGGAGUUCCUGACCUACCCCAUGCAAACAGAAUGGCAGCGCAAGGAGCACCUGCACCUCGCCAUCAUCCAGAACUUUGACAGAGGCAAGUGUUGGGAGAACGGCAUCAUCUUGUGCCGGAAGAUUGCAGAGCAGUACGAGAGUUACUAUGAUUACAGAAACCUGAGCAAGAUGAGGAUGAUGGAAGCCUCUUUGUAUGACAAAAUUAUGGACCAGCAGCGUCUUGAACCAGAGUUCUUCAGAGUUGGAUUUUAUGGGAAAAAGUUUCCAUUUUUCUUAAGAAAUAAAGAGUUUGUAUGUCGAGGGCAUGACUACGAAAGACUGGAGGCCUUCCAGCAGAGAAUGCUGAACGAGUUCCCCCACGCCAUCGCCAUGCAGCAUGCCAACCAACCCGAUGAGACCAUCUUCCAGGCAGAAGCUCAGUAUUUGCAGAUAUACGCCGUGACUCCCAUCCCAGAAAGCCAGGAGGUCCUUCAGAGAGAAGGUGUCCCAGACAACAUCAAAAGUUUCUAUAAAGUGAAUCACAUCUGGAAAUUCCGCUACGACAGACCAUUUCACAAAGGCACGAAAGAUAAAGAGAAUGAAUUCAAGAGUCUCUGGGUGGAAAGAACAUCACUAUACUUGGUGCAGAGUUUACCUGGAAUUUCCCGCUGGUUUGAAGUGGAGAAGCGUGAAGUGGUAGAAAUGAGUCCUCUGGAAAAUGCUAUUGAAGUGCUGGAGAAUAAGAAUCAGCAGCUGAAGACUCUGAUUAGUCAGUGUCAGACAAGACAGAUGCAGAAUAUUAAUCCCCUAACCAUGUGCCUGAAUGGAGUUAUAGACGCUGCGGUUAAUGGUGGAGUUUCCAGGUAUCAAGAGGCAUUCUUUGUCAAGGAAUAUAUCUUAAGUCACCCCGAAGAUGGAGAGAAAAUUGCACGGUUAAGAGAGCUGAUGCUUGAGCAGGCACAGAUUUUGGAAUUUGGCUUGGCCGUGCACGAGAAGUUUGUGCCUCAGGAUAUGAGACCCCUUCACAAGAAGCUGGUCGACCAGUUCUUUGUGAUGAAGUCCAGCUUGGGGAUUCAGGAAUUCUCCGCAUGUAUACAAGCCAGUCCAGUCCAUUUUCCUAAUGGAAGCCCUCGUGUGUGUAGAAACUCAGCACCUGCUUCCAUGAGCCCAGAUGGUACCAGGGUAAUUCCUCGACGCAGCCCAUUAAGUUACCCAGCUGUCAACCGAUACUCUUCCUCCUCACUGUCCUCACAAGCGUCUGCUGAAGUAAGCAAUAUUACAGGGCAAUCAGAAAGCUCUGAUGAAGUCUUUAACAUGCAGCCAAGUCCAUCUACCUCAAGCUUGAGUUCUACUCACUCCGCCUCACCUAAUGUGACAAGUUCUGCUCCCUCGAGUGCCAGAGCUUCUCCUCUGUUGUCCGACAAACACAAACAUUCCAGAGAAAACGCUUGCCUGUCCCCGAGAGAGCGGCCAUGCAGCGCCAUCUAUCCGACACCUGUGGAACCUUCUCAGAGGCUGCUGUUUAAUCACAUUGGAGAUGGAGCCUUGCCACGCAGUGACCCCAAUCUUUCUGCGCCUGAGAAAGCUGUGAACCCCACCCCUAGCAGCUGGAGCCUGGACAGUGGGAAGGAAGCCAAGAACAUAGCAGAUGGUGGGAAGCUCAUCUCUCCCCCAGUCCCUCCACGGCCCACACAGACUGCUUCACCAGCAAGGCACACGGCAUCAGUAUCCCCCUCGCCUGCUGGGCGAUCUCCACUGAAGGGCUCCGUGCAGUCCUUCACCCCGUCCCCCGUGGAGUACCACUCCCCAGGACUCGUCUCCAGCUCCCCCGUGCUGUCGGGCAGCUACAGCAGUGGGAUUUCCUCCCUCAGCCGGUGUAGCACGUCGGAGACCUCAGGCUUCGAGAAUCAGGUGAAUGAGCCAUCCGCGGCGCCGCCGGGGCCGGAGGAGCCGGUGCGCAAGGAGAGCAAGACGCCGCCGCCCUACAGCGUGUACGAGCGGACUCUGCGGCGCCCCGUGCCGCUGCCUCACAGCCUCUCCAUCCCCGUCACCGCCGAGCCGCCCGCCUUGCCCCCCAAGCCCCUGGCGGCGCGGUCGGGCCACCUGGAGAACGGGACCAGGAGGACGGACCCCGGCCCGCGGCCCAGGCCCCUGCCCCGGAAAGUCUCCCAGUUAUAA
This is a messenger RNA of Rangifer tarandus platyrhynchus (Svalbard reindeer), 5898 nucleotides long. The record is from the annotation of a GenBank genome assembly. Lineage: Eukaryota; Metazoa; Chordata; Mammalia; Artiodactyla; Cervidae.